AUGGUGUGGUGCCCUCUGCUUGAUGCGUGCAAAGCCCAUGGUGAAGCUGACUUAGCAACCUUUGCAGCCCUGAAUAUUCAUGAGAUGGAGAGUGAAAAUGAGGAAUUGAAGAAUUGUGGCAUGGAGAUGGAGGAAAUGUUGACACAAUUGAAGAGGGCAGAGAGCUCUCUGGUUGUGGAUAACAGUCUGCUUGGUUUUUCUAUUGAUGGGGUGAUGGAGCAUCCGAGAAUUGAUGAAAUAUUAACGAAACUGGACGAACUGAGCUUCAUGUUAGAGAGAAGAGGUUUUCGAGUUAGACCCAAGCUAGGCCAAGAAAUUAUAAGAGGGGAUAGUGAUAGUAAGGAGUUUGAGAAGUUAGUGGAGCAACACAUCGAGGAACUGGCAGUUGCAUAUGGGCUUAUUACAAAUGAUUCCAAAAGGCAAACCAUUAGAGUUUUUAAAAGGACCUGCUUAUCUGAGGAUUCUCAUGAUCUUCUCAAGGCUGUUUCACUGGAUAUGAGAGGUUUUGAAGAUGUGGAUAUCCAGGAUAUGAUUUCCAAAAAUACACCCAAACGACAUCAGACCAUCAAAACCUAUGAACACUGA
Messenger RNA from Amborella trichopoda, 585 nucleotides. NCBI's taxonomy places the organism in Eukaryota, Viridiplantae, Streptophyta, Magnoliopsida, Amborellales, Amborellaceae. The record is from RefSeq and is a predicted model, not a curated record.